AUGGGCCAGGUUUUAGGAUUCUCCCACUGCCAGGAAUAUGGCUCUGUGGCUUCCACUCCAGACUCAACACCUCCCUGCACUGAUGGAGGAAACGAGGAGUCAGAGAUGUUCGAGCUGCAAACAGCCAGGGAGUGGUCUGAUGACGAUGAGGGUGGAGAUGACGAUGAGACACUGGCUUCGUCUCCGUCCAUCUGGGGCACUCCACGUCAGAAUUCCUACGAGCUGACUUUCUCUUACUUCGCCAUCGCUGAGGCCGAGGCGGUGGGGGCCUCUCGUCACCUGCGCGACCGUCGCAGAGGCGGCUCUCGGGCCGGUCGUACUCUGCUGAUCCACGCAGACACCCUGGAAACACCGUUGGACUCUCCUGACGUGGACUGGGAUCCUCAGGCUUUCCUCAUUCAGGAGGAGGACAGUGGAGGGACAGAAAGGAGAGAGCAGGAGCAGGAGGAGGAGGAGGAGAGGACUUCUGCUUCUGACAUUGGAUGGACUGAUGAAGACCAGGACGGUCAAACGCAGACUAUUACAGUUCAGCCUUUUUCCCCAAGUCUGGACUCGGACACUCAGGGUGGAGAUGCAGCAACCCAAAGACAGGAGACCGAGCACUGGAUGAUCCAGACGGUCCCUCCUCCAUCUCCAUCCCUGUCGGCUCAGGAGCCCAGAUCAGUGCAGCUGAUGGAAGCUCCCCUGACCUCAGAGCCAGAGUCUCCAGUUGUCAGGGAAGCCAUCUCUGUCACGCUGCUCACAUCUGUGCGACCCUCGGUCUCAGCAUCGUCCUCAUCGGCUGACCUCCACCCAAAGUCUCAGGAACAGCGGGACAGCGAUAAGUGGUUUUCAGCACUUAACCUGUCAGACGUCUCCACAGGAAUAGCAGUAAUGGACCUGAUCUACUGGAAGGACACGGAGCGGACAGGGAUGGUGCUAACAGGAAUCGUGGUGGGUCUGCUGACCCUGUUCCAGCUUAGCAUCAUCACCGUGGUCUCCACCGCCUCCCUGGCUGUCGUCUGCAUCACCAUGUGUGUUCGCAUCUACUACCACGUCCUCCAUGCCCUGAAGUGGGGCGAUGGGCUGCAUCCCUUCAAGUCGUACUUGGACAUGGACGUCACUUUCAGUGGAGAGCAGGCUGAACAGUACAUGCAGAAAGCCAUUGUUAUGACCCUGUCCGCUGUAGACACUCUGAAGAGACUGCUCUUCGUUGGAAAUCUUUUCGAUUCCCUCAAGUUCCUGGUCCUGAUGUACCUCAUGACGUUCCUGGGAGCCCUGUUCAAUGGCCUUACUCUGUUCAUCAUCAGUGUGAUUGCCCUCUUUUCUCUGCCACUUUUCUACCAACAGCGCCAGGAGCAAGUGGACAGCGUCAUUGCCAAAAUUCAGGCCCAGUUUGACAACAUCAAAGACAUCUUUGAGCGACUUGCCCGUGGAGGUGGCCCUCCUCCUGAUCUAACUCCUGGUGGAGCCAAACCCAAACUCCAGUAGACACGUACGAUGAAGGACUUAAAGACAAGCUCCCAGAGUUACCGGCUGUCACUCCGACGUCUUACCCAGCAGCCUGUGCUCCUAGAAGAGAGCAUCGGAGGCAUGUUACCUUUACAGACAAUAAUGAGAAUGGUGUUUUAUACUCCAGCUGUGUCUGAGUAUCAGGGUCAGAAUAGGAUAAUAAUCAAGGCGAAAUCAUGGUGGGUGAAUCCUGGACGGGACUUUUGCAGCUGAUGUCAGUGAUGGAAAAGACGGUCUGUGAUUCAUCUGUGACCAUCAUUGGAAAUGUUGGUUUUUUGUUUUUUUUUAAAUGUACACAUUUAUGAAAAGUGUCGUAGACAGAGCUUUAGUAAUAAUGGGAAACCGUGACCAUACGUGGGGAGGUUCCCGCGUUGACAGCCAAUCACCAGAGCAGAGAGACGGAGGUUUAAAAUGAAGGUCGUCAUUGUUUAUGUCAGCAUAUAGGGAUGCAUGUGUCUGCACAUGUACUUUUCUGAAUGCAUUAUUCAUUGUCAUGACAUUUUAUCUGUGUGUGAGAGAGAAAGUGCGUGUGUGUGUGGGAGUGGGUGUGUACAAUUCCUGACAUAUCGCUUGCUGAAAUAUUGGCUCAAAGCAAAUGAAAGUCACUUCUUCUUCUUCUUCUUCAUUUGAAAUAUGAGAUAUUAUAUUUUGAAUCUUUUUAUCUACCUAUGCAUUUUCAUUUUUCUCCACUG
Molecule: messenger RNA, 2183 nt
Organism: Cynoglossus semilaevis (tongue sole)
Lineage: Eukaryota; Metazoa; Chordata; Actinopteri; Pleuronectiformes; Cynoglossidae
Gene: rtn2a
Product: reticulon 2a
Exons: 10
Coding region: 1-1470 (489 amino acids)
Biological process (GO): neuron differentiation; endoplasmic reticulum tubular network formation; brain development
Cellular component (GO): endoplasmic reticulum membrane; postsynaptic density; neuron projection
Source: RefSeq, a predicted model, not a curated record